Camelina sativa (false flax) is the source of this 1557-nucleotide messenger RNA. Its product is annotated as putative inorganic phosphate transporter 1-6. The record is from RefSeq and is a predicted model, not a curated record. Gene Ontology annotation, cellular component: membrane. Gene Ontology annotation, molecular function: phosphate transmembrane transporter activity. Gene Ontology annotation, biological process: phosphate ion transport; transmembrane transport. NCBI's taxonomy places the organism in Eukaryota, Viridiplantae, Streptophyta, Magnoliopsida, Brassicales, Brassicaceae.
AUGGCGGCUAACGAGGAAGAAGGAAGCAUCUUGAAAGCUCUUGACAGUGCAAAGACUCAACUGUACCACUGCAAGGCGGUUGUAGUCUCCGGUAUGGGUUUUUUCACAGACUCAUACGAUCUCUUCGUGAUAUCUCUCAUCACGAAGCUACUUGGCCGGAUCUACUAUCAAGUUCCUGGCUCCUCCUCUCCUGGAAGCCUCCCUGACGGAAUCUCUGCCGCCGUGAGCGGUGUGGCCUUUGCUGGAACGUUUCUUGGACAGAUUUUCUUCGGGUGCCUUGGUGACAAGCUUGGACGUAAGGGAGUGUAUGGUUUGACCCUCUUAAUCAUGACCAUAUGCUCCAUUGGCUCUGGUCUUUCCCUUGGUCAUGACCCCAAAACCGUCAUGGUAACUCUCUGCUUCUUCCGCUUCUGGCUCGGGUUUGGCAUUGGUGGUGACUAUCCACUCUCGGCUACGAUCAUGUCCGAAUAUGCUAACAAACGUACUCGUGGUGCGUUCAUAGCAGCGGUUUUUGCUAUGCAAGGAGUUGGGAUCCUUGCCGCAGGAAGUGUUUCUUUACUUGUCUCGUAUAUUUUCGAGAGUACGUUCCCAUCUCGGGCCUAUGUAUUGGACGGUGCGGCCUCAACCGUCCCACAGGCGGAUUACGUAUGGAGGAUCAUCCUCAUGUUGGGCGCCUUACCAGCUCUCUUGACAUACUAUUGGCGUAUGAAGAUGCCUGAAACUGCUCGUUACACCGCUCUAGUUGCCAAGAACGCUGACCAAGCGGCUUCGGAUAUGUCUAGAGUUCUUAACGUAGAUGUUGAAGCCUCUUCAGCGAAACAUGAUCAAGCUAGGGUUUCCACUGACGAGUUUGGCUUGUUCUCUAAGAAAUUCCUUCACCGUCACGGACUUCACCUAUUCGGAACAGCCACCACAUGGUUCCUCCUCGACAUUGCUUUCUACAGCCAAAACUUGUUCCAGAAGGAUAUCUUUACAACCAUCGGAUGGUUACCUCCGGCUAAAACCAUGAACGCACUCCAAGAGCUCUUCAUGAUUGCCAGGGCUCAAACCCUAAUCGCUCUUUUCAGCACGGUUCCGGGUUACAUUGCCACUGUUGCUUUGAUCGACAGAAUCGGACGAUACUGGAUUCAGAUCAUUGGAUUCACUAUGAUGACUGUGUUCAUGUUGGUUUUAGCCAUACCGUACCACCAUUGGACUUUACCAGCUAACCGAAUUGGUUUUGUGGUUUUCUACUCUCUCACUUUUUUCUUCUCCAAUUUCGGACCUAACGCAACUACGUUCAUUGUCCCGGCUGAGAUUUUUCCGACGAGGCUUAGGUCUACUUGUCACGGUAUCUCGGCGGCGUCAGGUAAAGCCGGUGCGAUGGUUGGUGCAUUCGGGUUUGCUGCUUUGGUUAAAGCUGUAGGUAUGAGCACGACGCUAUACAUCAUGGCAGGAAUCAAUUUUGUUGGCUUGGCGAUCACGGUACUUGUAAUUCCGGAGUCUAAGGGGAUGUCACUGGAGGAGCUUUCCGGAGAAACUGAACCGGAGAAGAUCGAGAAGAAGAUUGUUGUUUAG